Molecule: messenger RNA, 1243 nt
Organism: Brassica oleracea var. oleracea
Lineage: Eukaryota; Viridiplantae; Streptophyta; Magnoliopsida; Brassicales; Brassicaceae
Product: 50S ribosomal protein L4-like
Biological process (GO): translation
Cellular component (GO): ribosome
Molecular function (GO): structural constituent of ribosome
Source: RefSeq, a predicted model, not a curated record
CCCGUUUCGAAAACCACACUCUUACUAAAACCUUGAUAGUACUCGCCGUUCUUCUUCUUCUUCCUCACCGUCAAUCAUCGCCGCUCGUGUGACCGAUGAGCAGUUAGGGGUUUCUUCUCGAAAGAUAUGGCUGCUGCUUCAAUCACAAGAAGAAUUGUCCGCACUUUUGGAUCCUUUUCAGCAUCUGGAAAUGGUUUAAGCUCUCUUCCUUGUGAUCUCAAGUGUGGAAUAAGUUUGGUUUCCAACCGAAAGCACUCCACUUCUAUCUUGACUCCUGAUGACAAAUUUCCUUAUGAUUUACUUGCUAAGAAGACGGUCAUUACACCAGACCGAACCAUAGGACAAUAUCAAGACUUGGUUAUUCCGGUCACAAAUUUUCAGAACGAAGACAAAGGUUUCAUGGUUUUAGCUGGUGAUGUCUUUGAUGUUCCAAUUAGGAAAGAUAUCAUUCACCACGUCGUGAGAUGGCAGCUUGCCAAACGCCAGCAGGGAACUCACUCGACCAAAACAAUAAGUGAGGUUAGCGGAACUGGUAGAAAGCCAUGGAACCAGAAGGGUACAGGCCGAGCUAGACAUGGUACACUGCGUGGCCCCCAGUUCCGAGGUGGUUGUGUGAUGCAUGGGCCCAAACCAAGAAGCCAUGCGAUAAAGAUGAAUAAGCAGGUCCGAAGGCUUGGUCUGAAGAUAGCAAUCUCAGCUCGAGCCGCAGAAGGAAAACUCCUGGUGUUUGAUGAAAUGGCAUUGCCAACGCAUAAAACGAAGAACAUUGUGAACUAUUACAAUCAAAUGGAGAACACGAAGAAAGUACUCGUUGUAGAAGGUGGGCCUAUCGAUGAGAAGCUGAAGCUAGCCACCCAGAAUCUCCACUACGUCAACAUACUCCCAUCAAUAGGGCUUAACGUUUACAGCAUUUUGCUUCACGACACGCUUGUGAUGUCCCGUGAUGCUGUGAAUAAGAUCAUUGAGCGUAUGCACACUCCCAUUAACCGUUAAAGAGACAACAAUGUCUUCAAAUAGCAUUCCCAAUAAGACACUAGAUCACAAGGAAGACAGCUCCAAGAAAUUCCGCGUGUAGUUGCUGUACCGGCAAUUUAUAUCGGUUAUAUGUACUGGUUAUGUACUGGUGGUAAUCUCCUCCAUGGCUUGAUCAGUUCAUUGUUUGUUAGCUUUUUGUUUGGUUUUGCAAUCUCACAUUGCAAAGAUAUAGUUUUUUUUUUUGGUAGCCACUAUUCUUCCUAUUUUA